This is a messenger RNA of Striga hermonthica, 1029 nucleotides long. The record is from the annotation of a GenBank genome assembly. Lineage: Eukaryota; Viridiplantae; Streptophyta; Magnoliopsida; Lamiales; Orobanchaceae.
AUGGCGCCGUACAGUAAUAUUGCCGUAAUGUUUCUCCUCAUGAUCAUGUGCUGGCGAGCUUUACCUACCUCCGGCAGCCGCGGGCAUCACAAGUGGGUGGGGCCCACGGGCCGCCGUCUCAUCACGGUGGACCGGUUCGGGUCCGGAGAUUUCGCUUCGGUGCAGGCUGCCGUGGACUCGGUCCCUGUGAACAACACGGAGAACGUGCUCAUUCUCAUCGGCCCCGGUUAUUACGUUGAGAAGGUGGUGGUGCCGGCGUCCAAGCCGUACAUAACGAUGGAAGGGGCCGGGAGGGAAGCGACCGUGAUCGAGUGGCACGACAGGGCUUGCGACCACGGGCCCGACGGCCAGCAGCUUCGGACUUAUCACACGGCUUCUGUUUCGGUUUUUUCGUCAUAUUUCUCUGCUAGAAAUAUCAGCUUCAAGAACACGUCACCCGCACCUCUGCCGGGAAUGCACGGGUGGCAAGCGGUGGCGUUUCGGAUAUCGGGCGACAAAGCCUUCUUCUCUUGGUGCGGAUUCUACGGUGCGCAGGACACCCUAUGCGACGACGCGGGACGCCAUUACUUCAAGGAUUGUUACAUUGAAGGCUCUAUAGACUUCAUAUUCGGCAAUGGAAGGUCCAUGUACAAAGACUGUGAGCUUCACUCAAUAGCAAGAAGAUUUGGGUCGAUAGCGGCCCAAGGUAGAAACUCAAUGGACGAGAAGACGGGCUUUGCAUUUGUCAACUGCAGGGUGACAGGUACGGGCCCACUUUAUGUGGGCCGAGCAAUGGGCCAGUACUCCAGGAUUGUCUUCUCCUACACCUACUUUGACGAUGUCGUUGCCCACGGAGGUUGGGACGAUUGGGAUCACCUCAGCAACAACAACAAGACUGCAUUUUUCGGAGUGUACAAAUGCUUUGGGCCUGGAGCAGCAGCAGUCCGUGGAGUGUCAUGGGCCCGAGAGCUGGACUAUGACUCGGCCCACCGAUUCCUUGCCAAGAGUUUUGUUAACGGGAGACAUUGGAUUGCCCCCUCUGAUGCUUAA